AUGUCACCAUCAAAAUUUCGAUCCAAAAAAAGAUCAACUGGAAAAAAAGCUGUAGGUUUGCGUAUGAAAAAACUCUGUAAAAAGCAACCUACUGAAGGUACUGUGAGAGAAAUCGAUCAGGAUACUUCUAAUGCUGACUUUAGUUCUCCAAUACAAAAUACAGUGACAGGUGUGGAUAUACUGACUGAUAUACCGGGUUUUAAUGAUAUAUCUGCGAUUGAAAUUUCUGACGGCAUGUCAAAUUGUGGUAUUGAAAAUGGUAACAAUUAUAUUAACAACAGUAAUUCCAGUACAUUCAAUUUAUCUCCAGAAAUUAAAAGUCCACUCGCUCAAUCGACCUUUAUAGAAAUUGAACCAGAAAAUUCUAUUAUAAACUCCACUCAACUUUCUGUGGAAAUGUCCAAUGAGCAAAUUGAAAGUUCUAAAGAAUUGUGUGGUCGUCGAAUUGUGGAUAUGAAUUUUGUAUUCAAACAAAUUUUGAAUUGUAGACACAAGGGAGGGCUAGACUGUACAUUCUUAGAUAUGGAAUUAAUUUCUGAACACAGAAAAGGAUUUUUUUGUUCUUGGCUGUUUAAAUGUUUAGUUUGUCAAAUUAAAAUAAAAAUUGACUCUGAGAACACUUCUGAAACUGAAUAUGUAGGAGUAAAUAAAGCAACAGUUAGUGGUUCUAUUGCAAUUGGAAUUGGUCAUACACAACUGAAUGAAUUUUCAGCGACUAUAGAUGUCCCGUGUAUUUCACCUAAUGUGUUUAUUAAACUGCAAUCAAAUAUUGGUGAAAUUAUAAAUGAAACUGCGUGGGAUGAAAUAUACCUAGCCGGAAUAGAAGAAAAAAAGUUAGCCAUUGAAGAUGGUAAUUUAAAUUCGGAUGGAGUACCCAUGAUAACUGUAGUAGCUGACGGAUCGUGGUGUAAGCGAAGUUAUAAAACUAAGUACGAUUCGUUAUCUGGAGUGGCAACAAUAAUUGGGUUUAGAACUAAAAAAAUUUUGUUCAUUGGAAUACGUAAUCGCUAUUGUUUAAUAUGCGAACGUUCAAAAAACAAAAACACAAUAUCUGAAACUCAUAAUUGUUUUUUAAAUUGGAAAGGAACAUCAACUGGUAUGGAAGCUGACGCUAUAGCUGAAGGUUUUGCGAAGAGUAUUGAAAUGCAUGGUCUAAUAUAUAAUAAACUUAUAGGGGAUGGAGACAGUUCAGUGUGUAAGCGACUUCAGCAAACUUUACCAUAUGGGCCAAAAUUAUUAGUAGAUAAAAUUGAAUGUCGCAACCACAUAUUGAGAAAUCUUGGUCAAAAAAUAUCUCAAUUAACCAAAAAUACUAAAUAUCCAGUGCACUUACGUAAUUUAUUAAAUCAGAAACAAAAAUGCAAUAAAUUUCGAACAGCCAUAACUAUGGCUAUUCAGCAUAGAAAAUCGCUAUGUGAUAGUGAAGUAAACAAAAUUAAAGAUUUAAAAAAGGAUAUUGAAAAUGGACCAUCACAUUUACUAGGGCAACAUUUAAAUUGCGAUUCUUAUUUUUGUAAUGGUUCUAAAAUCGGUGAACAAAAUUUUGUACCUGAAGCGGAAGAGUGUGGGUUAAUGAGUGAAAUAUCACGAAUUUACCAUCGAGUUGUUGAAAAUGCCCAAAGUUUGUUACUAGAUGUUGAUAAUAAUAUAUGUGAGCAAUUUAAUAGUAUUAUCAACAAACAUAUUGCUGGCAAACGCAUUAAUUUCGCUCUAAAAAAUUCAUAUAACGCCCGUGUUGAAGCUGCUGUAGUAUCUUUUAAUACUUCAGGACAAUAUAUUAGAUUAAUUCAUAAAAAAAUUACUAAGAAGAGUCCAGGAAUAGUUGGUAAACAAUUUUUGAAAGCCCGUGAAAGUAAAUUGAGUAAUUUACAAAAAAGAAGGCUUAAUUUUCAAAAAGAAAAAUAUACUGCUAAACGAAAAAAAAAUUUUGGCCCCGAUGAACAUUAUGGGCUAGCUGAACCAUUGGACGAUAAUGAAACACCUGGAGAUAUAGAUGAAAAAAAAAAUAAUUUUAUGAAAUCAUUAUCAAUUUCUAGUGAAGCUAUCGAUAAGUUAGAAAGGGACACAAUUGACCAAUCGAAUUCACAAACGUGGCAAGUUGAACGUAGAAUUCGCCUAACUGCAUCCAACUUUGGUAGAGUUUGCAAAAUGCGUUUAACUACAUCCUGUAAAGGAACUGUAUAUGAUUUGCUUUACGGAAAUGUAACAACCAAGGCGAUGGAAUAUGGAAAAAUGAUGGAAGAUACAGCUAGAAAGAAAUUUGAAACUUUAACCAAUUUUAAAGUUUUAAAUUGUGGUUUGUUUAUCGACAAAGAUAAACCAUUCUUAGCUGCUAGCCCUGAUGGUUUGGUAGGCGAUACAGCUCUACUUGAAAUUAAAUGUCCUUUAUCGACAAAAGAUACCAUUGAUAUUCAAGUUGCAGUCGACAACAAAAAGAUUCCUUAUAUAACCAUUGUAGACGGUAAAAUGAAACUAAAAAAAGAUAGUUCAUACUACUACCAAGUGCAAGGGCAGUUGAAAAUAACUAAGAGGAAGGUAUGUUAUUUUGUUGUAUAUUCAGAACACUGGCUUCAUUAUGAUGUAGUUGAAUUCGACAAAAACUUUUGGAGUUCUAAAAUGGAAACUCAGUUAGAAACAUUUUAUAAGGAAUGUCUUUUGCCCGAAUUGGUUCAACCACGGUAUGGCAAACGGCUAUUGAAGUCAGAUAUUUUAGAGCCGAAACACAUUUUAGAAAACAUAAAAAAAAAGAAUUUACCUAUUAUAUAA
This is a messenger RNA of Macrosiphum euphorbiae (potato aphid), 2766 nucleotides long. Lineage: Eukaryota; Metazoa; Arthropoda; Insecta; Hemiptera; Aphididae. The record is from the annotation of a GenBank genome assembly.